Orbilia oligospora ATCC 24927 is the source of this 987-nucleotide messenger RNA. RefSeq lists its product as uncharacterized. The transcript has a single exon. Bases 1 to 987 code for a protein of 328 amino acids. Lineage: Eukaryota; Fungi; Ascomycota; Orbiliomycetes; Orbiliales; Orbiliaceae. The record is from RefSeq and is a predicted model, not a curated record.
AUGUUUAUUUUCGUUAUUUCGAUUCUUUAUUUCGUAUCGGUACUCAAUGCUCUCCGAGUAAUAUGGGUUACGUGUCCUUCGCGGCCGAAUGCCGCCGAGAUCGAACCGGAGUGGCCAUCCAGCCCAUCCCCACUAACUUACAACCUACGAUCUCUUCUUAUCGAACUCUCUAAGAAAAAUGCCAUGAAAGAUAUUUUUAUUCGGCUUGAUCCCGACAGAUUAGAAGCCGAUUUCCAAAAAAUCGAUCGCUGGGAAAGUGGCCAAGGCCUCCGGAAUCCAUAUCCGAUGGAUUCGCUCAGAAGUUUCUACUGGUUUGUCGCUGCGAACAAACUUCAUUGCCACCGGAAUCCAUUUUCACUGGCAAAAGCAUUCUCUCAAAUAUUUCAAGUUGAAGCUGAGCCUUGGGGGCUUAUGAACGCACCAGGUAGUAAUGUCGGUGCUGGUGGUAGGGACCGCGAAGACAAUAAUAACGGCGAAGCUGAUAAUCAUAAUCGGGCUGGGGUACAAUUUCAGCCCGCACAACAACAAAAUCUCCGAGAUGUUGAGUUAGUUGACCACCAUUACCUUAUCUACGAUAGCGAAAAUGAAGCAGAUUCAACCUUCCAGUACUUUACAUACGGACCUGUAAAACAUCUCAGUAUACUAGUUCAUCUCCAUGCCGAUGAACUGGAGCAGUAUUUUGACGAUAUCAUUGCAUCCGGGCAAGAUGAGUUAGAGCCGCUGCUAUAUUUCGAGAUAUUGGACCUCAUAAAAGACUGGGCACAACUAUAUUACGACUUGGACACCUUUAUGAAUGGUGUCAGGGCGUUCAGGAAGAGUCUUUGGAUGUUGAGAAACAGAUUUGCGGAACCGGAAGAAAUAAAGAAGAUAGCAGAAGGGAAACACAUAGCAAAACCAGUUUCAAUCAAGAAGACGCUGGUGAAUUGUUUAAAUCGCCUAUGUGACUAUGAUGGAAGACCUAGGGCACGACCCAAUCUUAACAACUAA